Messenger RNA from Psylliodes chrysocephalus, 664 nucleotides. The record is from the annotation of a GenBank genome assembly. NCBI's taxonomy places the organism in Eukaryota, Metazoa, Arthropoda, Insecta, Coleoptera, Chrysomelidae.
UCAUAAAUGUCUUUAGCCUAAAUAAAUAUUAAAAUAAAUACAAUAAUGCCUCAGGAAUUUGAUUCAAAAGUUAGUAUGCACUUGGACAUUAAUCAUGGGCUAGAUCGUGUUACAGAGUUGGUACAAACACGUCUAAUUGAAAGUGGGUGGCGAGAUCAGGUUAAGCUUGCAUGCAGAAAAGCCAUAUUGGAAAGUGGAGAUAAACAUGUUCCAACUGCAGAUGAACUAAUUGCUCAAAUAACCCCCAAAGCCCGGUCAAUGGUACCGGACGCAGUCAAAAGAGAACUUUUGCAUGAAUUAGAGAUAAUUUUGAUAAACCUUGACAAGACAGGGUACAAUAAGGGGUUUUAAGUAUUGUGAAUUUAAUGUGAUUAAACUUUAUGCUGGUUUGUAGGAUCGUUAAUCUAUAAUAUGAAUAAUUAAUAAUAAAAGUAAUUGGUUAGAAAUUAUAUAUAGUAAUUUAAUAAAAAAUCAUGUAUUCUUUUCUAGAUUAAAAUAAUUUUCUUUAUACACUUGUGUGAGAUUCUGUAAAAAAUAAAACAUUUAUCACAAUUAUUAUAGUUAUUAAUUUUCCAUUAAAUGGCCUUCAUAAUUCAUCUUUUUGCAGGUUACAUAUACAUUCUUCAAUCUUUUUUUGGCUAAUCAUUUCCAUCCCCUCUAAAAU